AGAAUUGAAACCAUAAAUCCCUCAAACCAUUCACAUUAGUAUCUAGCCAAAUGGCAAUUCAUCUUGGCUGGAUUUUUUCAGGAAUGCUCCUCCUAGUAAGCUCGUUUGCUUCUGCCAAGCUAGUGAUGCCAAACAACAUUAUGGACUUAAAUGUUCCUUUUGCCACUAAUUUUUUCAACCGUAAAUCCUUUCCAAGUGAUUUCAUAUUUGGGACAGCCUCGUCUUCUUACCAGUACGAGGGUGAUGCAAACGAAAGUUGCAGAGGUCGGAGCAUAUGGGACACUUUUACUCAAGAAUUCCCAGAAAGAAUAGCUGAUGGCAGCAACGGAGAGAUGGGAAUUGAUUUUUACCAUCGCUACCAGAGUGAUCUUCAGACAGUGAAGGACAUGAAUAUGGAUUCUUUCAGAUUCUCUAUCUCUUGGUCGAGAGUAAUUCCCAGUGGGAAAAUAAGGGCAGGAGUGAACAGAGAUGGAAUUGAGUUUUACAACAAGCUCAUCAAUGCCACCAUAGCUAAACGUUUACAGCCUUUUGUAACUAUCUUUCAUUGGGAUACUCCUCAAGCACUCGAAGACAUGUACGGCGGCUUUCUAAGUGAUAAUAUUGUGAACGAUUUUCGAGAUUUUGCUGAGCUUUGCUUCCAGGAAUUUGGUGACCGAGUGAAGUACUGGAUUACUAUAAAUGAGCCACACAAAUACUCCAGUGACGGCUAUGAUUCAGGUCAAUUUGCACCUGGCAGAUGUUCCAAAUGGGUGGAUGAAAAGUACUGCAAACAUGGAAACUCUGCCACGGAACCUUACCUAGUUGCCCAUAAUCUCCUCCUUUCUCAUGUAGCAGCAGCAGAUACAUACAAGAAAAGGUAUCAGGCUUCUCAAAAUGGGAUGAUUGGGAUAACACUCAAUGCUCGUUGGUAUGAACCAUACUCUAACAGUACAGAAGAUUAUGAAGCUGCAAAAAGAACUCUUGAUUUCAUGCUUGGUUGGUUCAUGAACCCUUUGACAUAUGGUGACUAUCCAAGCAACAUGCGGGAAUUGGUUCAAGAUAGAUUACCAAAAUUCUCUCCACUGGAUUCUAUUUUUCUCAAAGGAUCAUUAGACUUUGUUGGAUUAAAUUACUAUACUGCAUAUUAUGCAGCAAAUGCCAAUUCUUCCGAUCCAGAUCAUCGCAGAUAUCAAACAGAUUGUAAUUCCAACAUUACAGGAGAACGAAAUGGGAUCCUCAUCGGUCCAAAGGCUGGUGCGCCAUGGCAGUAUAUCUAUCCAGAGGGGAUACGAUAUCUUUUGAAUCACAUAAAAGACAAAUACCAAAAUCCAAUAAUUUACAUAACUGAGAAUGGGUACAGUGACUUCCUUGGUGCUGAUGUAUCAGAAGCGAAAGUCUUGGAUGAUCAUCCUAGAAUAGAAUUCCAUUUUAACCAUCUUCGGAAUGUUCUACAAUCUAUCAAAGACCAUGGAGUUCAAGUCAAAGGCUACUUUGCAUGGUCUUUCGCCGACGACUUCGAAUUUAUAGAUGGAUUUACCAUAGGAUUUGGUUUGGUGCAAGUAAACCGUUCAUCUGGUUUCUCAAGAAAGGGGAAGCGCUCAGCAUCCUGGUUUUCGGAAUUCCUUGCGGACAAAUGGGCUGAUCCAAAGGUAUAAUUCAAGCGAUUAAGAAUAGCUUGAUGGAUCAGAAAGUGUUUGACCAAUAUAUACGGGACUAUUUAUAUAUACUAGUGUUGUAUAUUAGUGUGUAUAUAUAUCAGAAAGUUUAAGAGAUUCUAUGUGGGUUCUUCCCAUGCAACCAUUGACUAUCUUAUGCAAGCCUCCCUCCACAAAACCAUCUGGUAGUAUGUAUGGCUUCAGAGUUAUGCCGAGAUUAUGAGGAGUGGAAAGGGCUACAGUUGGAU
Populus trichocarpa (black cottonwood) is the source of this 1882-nucleotide messenger RNA. Its product is annotated as cyanogenic beta-glucosidase. Gene Ontology annotation, molecular function: beta-glucosidase activity. NCBI's taxonomy places the organism in Eukaryota, Viridiplantae, Streptophyta, Magnoliopsida, Malpighiales, Salicaceae. The transcript is spliced from 13 exons. The coding region runs from base 51 to 1634 and encodes 527 amino acids. Gene Ontology annotation, biological process: carbohydrate metabolic process. The record is from RefSeq and is a predicted model, not a curated record.